GUCGUCCCUUCAGUCCGACACAUUCCAAACGAACCGGCAGACGCGUCAUGCCAACGACCGCGAGCGCUCCGGAGGACAUCUGUUGAAACCGACGUGUACGCGCUAUAUUCCGAGCACGACUUUUUUCUCUCCACAGAUAUUCUGUAUCUCAUUCUCUUUCUCUCUGGCUUACUGUUUCUCUCGUCAUUUUAUUAUUAUUAUUAUUUUUUAUUAAUAUUGCCAUUGUUGUUACUAGUAUUAUUUUUUUUUCUCACGCUUUCUGCGCGAGUCACCAUCACGAGACAAAAUCCCGUUGCCACGUAGGCUCUUAUUAUUCUGUUAUUUAUACAAUCGUGAAUAAGUGUUCGAAAAGAGCAUUUUUUCUUGCCCCCAGCACUCGAGUAUUCUACAGCCACCGCUGCCGCCCUAUAGAAUAACAACAAUAAUAAUAAUAAUAAUAAUACAAUUUACGCCACUGCAGCAACUAUUUCGGUAUUGAUACGCCACUGAACGCGACCACUCGGCGACGGCGGCAGUGGCGGUGGGGGCCGGCAGUAAGCCAGUCAGUCAGUCGUAUAUACCGCGGGCCGCGUAACCGUCGUGCUCCGCGACUAGUCUCCCGCGACUUUGUAUAAUAAAAUCGCACGUAAAGCCGCCGCCGCCGCAGUCUUCGGAUCGCUGUCCUACGAUCAUCACAGCGGUCGCGACAUGCUGCUAAACCAAAGAUUGCGGCUGAGCGGCGGCCUGUUGGCGUUGGGUGUCGUGGCGCUGUUCGCGGCACACCCGUCUCCGAUCAGGGGCGGUAGCUCGCACAACCUGGAGAGCCACCAGUACAAGGACUCCAGGAAGUGUCUGUUGCAGCUGACGGCCAGGACAUUGGGUUGCGGCGGCGGCGGCGGCGGCGUCAAGCGAACGGUCGUGACGACCAAACGUCGGCCGGACAAACGCCAACACGGCGGUGGCGCGACCGACAACGAUUUGGACCAGAACAAUAACAAUUUCGAUUACAAUUAUGACGACGACGACGGCGGCGGUGGCGGCGACGGCGGCGAUGGUGCCGAAACCCGGCAGACGUUUUACGAACCGCCGCUGAUCACUGACCCGAGGGACAGGAUGUUGCCCGUCAUCUACAGCCCGAGGCCCAUGUACGCGCCGCCACGCCAUCCUCAGCAACAGUCACAUCAACAGCAGCCGCCGUACAACAGGUACGACGAACAAGGCGUCGGCCCGAUCAACCAGUUCGAGAUGCCCAUCAUCAUCGGUAGUUAUCAAAACGUCGACGUAAAAUUGAAUCAAGAUAUGCUCCCAGAAUGUCCACCCACUGAAGAUGGAUUUGAACGGUUUGCUUGUCCCUCUCCAGAUAAGGAAGGACGGUUCAGGUGCAUAGACGAUCACGUUCUGUGUGACGGAUACAUUGACUGUCCGAAUGGUGACGAUGAAGAUAGAAAGAAUUGUUUCUUCUUCAAAACAACUAAAGCUCAUCUGGACAUACUGGCAGACGCUCUUCUACGAUGGGCAAGAGGACGCUAAUCCAAAAUGUAAUUUAAAAUAAUAUCUUGAUAAAAUGUCCACGAUAAUUUUAAUUCAAAAACCAUAAUUUAAUUCAACAAAAUAAUUCUCCUUCUAUAGGUUUGAUUCAAAAAUAAUUUUUUCCCCCAGAAACUUAUUUAAGUUAUUUAUAAAAAUUGUUCGCAUAACAUGCGCGCAAACAAACGACAAAAAUAAUUUACAGGAAAAAAUGGAGGCCUGGAAUACAAAACGCUUUUUGGCGUACUACUACUGAUGUUACACCGGUAAACAUUUCAAAAGUCUAUUAAAUUAUAUUAACCACGUUUUCCUCUUUUAUGUGCUCAUAACAUUAUAAUUUCAUUUUAAUAUUACCAAGUUCCUACAAUAGUUGUUGUUACCAAGCAUGUGUCAUGUUGAUGUACCUAUUUUCGUACGGGUUGUAUAUUAAUAUAUUGAUUUUUUUUUUAACUCUAUCUGUGGUCACUGGUCAAUCAGAUCUGUGAAUUAGAUCGCAAUAAAUCAUUGUGUGUUUAUUUAAAUCGUGAAUAAUAGAAUUUGUAAAUAAUAUUAAUAUUACUACUACUAUUAAUUAUUAUUACUACUACUAUUUUUAUUAUACUAUUAAUUCUAUUAUAUUUAUUACUAAAUUUUAUUGUUCAACCUAUGCUUCCGCAUGUGUUUUUAUUGUUCCCACGGCCAUUUUUAGAUAAUAAUACACUGAAACAAGUUUUUUUUUUUAAAAAAAAGAUACAAAAUAUUCAUUUUUAUUAAAAUUAUACGAAAGAGUUUAUUAAAAUUAUACACGACUUUUUAUGAAAAAAAAAAACUAACCUACAACGUUUAUUAUUAUCAUUUGUAUUUAUUUACCCAGACAUUGCAUGUGCCUGUUCUACCCGAGUUUGUUUAACCCUAUUUAUCAUAAAUAUCACAUCACCUAAAUCUUAUUUAUUAUACUUUGACGGUACUAUAACUUUGAAUGUAUCUUAAAUAUGGACGAACUAAAAACACAAGGUAUACCUGUAUGUAUUUUUAAUGAACUAUAACAAAUUUAUGAAAAUCCUCAUGAAAUGAUUAGUGCCAAUCCCUGUAGUGUAUGUAUUUGUAUUCAACCUGUUUAAAUAGAAUGAGACAUGCAGAUUGCACAUUUUUACAUCGUGAUGAAAACAACAUCGUAAAGGUAAGUAAUUUAUAAUUUAUUCAAAAAUUGCAUUACAUUUUGAUGUUUUAACAUUCUAGUAUGUGUCGUUAUUUGUUUGUGUGCUCUUGCAAAACGCCAACAAUACCUCGUUUUUCUUUAUGAGAAUUAAAGGUACAUAUUAGACGUUAUAGUACCUGAACUAUAAUUAAACUGUUAAGGCUUUAGAAUAUAUAAUAAUAAUAAUAAUAAUAAUAGUAUCAUAUACAUAACGAAAAUAAUUUUGUGAAAUUAUAAAAGAAGUUUGCGUUGAACUGAUAAUAAAUUUAAAAAUCUCACUAUUUAAAAGCACAUUAUCCAAAUUCUUCAUCUACGAAUUAUAUUUGAUGCACUGGCACGCAUUACAUAUAAUAUACUUAAUUCCAUAAUACUACUUUUACAUUUAAAUUAAUUUUUAUAUUAUACAUUUUUUAUCAUCUCUAUUAUAACAUUUAACGAGAUUAAUAUAUUAACUCUUUACAACAGUAUUUCCUUUGUAUUUGCAAAUCACACUGAGACCAUAGUUUUAUUAUUUUUAUUAUAAUACUAAGUUUAAUACUAACAUACUAUAAUAGUACAUUAGUAUUACAUUUUUUUCUUGUUUAACUAGGUAUGUCAAUUUAAGUUUAAAAAAUAAAUUACUUCAAAAUUAUUGAUUUUUCUAAACCUAAAUAAUUUCAGUAAAACCUGUCUAAUGUGGAAAUGGUUACGACUCGGUAUUUUUUCCAUUCUUUUUUUCUAUUUAAUUCAUAUUAAAAACAAAAAUUACAAUGAUAGAUUUUUAUUAUUUUAUAUUUACAUAUCAUCUAUUAUUACAUUAUAACUAAUUUUUACUAAAAUUAAAAAAAUAAUAUUAAAAUCAAAAAUUAUUAUUAUUAUAUAAUAUUUCAAAAUUGUAUUACAUAGUCUUUCAAAGUUCUUCUAAUGUUUUUUGUUUUGUUGCGUGACUUGUCAUUUUGAAAUUAUACAUAGAUAUCUAGAAUUUUGAAUUUCACAUUUAUUUUUAUACUGCCAUUUAUCUUUUGUUCUUUUAUUUUUUAUUUAUUUAUUUAUUUUUUUUUUUUUGAUUCAGUCUCUACAUUAUAUACCUACAUGACUUUUUUCCACGUUUGAAAAGUUCACAAAUUUGUUUUAUUUGUUACUACAUAAUUUAGUUUAACCAGUGGCGUAUUUAGAGAUUUGAUGACCAGGAGAUAUUAAAUAUCAUUUAUUGCCCCCAAAGCUUAAACAUUGUUAAUACCUUUUUUCUUUUGGCGAUUUCGCGUUAUGAGCAACGAGGUAACCUAACCGCGGUCGGCAAAAGUUAUCAACCCCUCCGACUACUUUCACCAACCGCGGACGGUUACCUCAUUGCUCAUAACGUGAAAUCGCCAAUAAUUUACAAAAAUAUUGAUAUUAAAAAAUUACAGUACAUAAUAUUAUGUUAAAAAUUUAUAUUGAAAUAUUUAAUUAUUUAAAAAUAAAAUCAAAAAAUCAUCUAAAUAAAAGAAAUAUAUAAUUUUAAAUUUUUCGUGAUAUUUUUGGGUAGUAAAAUCUUUAAUGAGUUCAAUAUAACUAAUUGAUUUGGUUAUUAAAUAUUCUUUAUUUGAAAUGGCUAUAUUAUUUGAGCUGCUGGCAUUCAUUGAAGAUCUUAAGUAAUAUUUUACUCUUCUCAAAGCAUUUAAUCACUCAGCUUACUAGAUACCAGACAACACAUUCACAUACGUAAUACAAUAUAUCAACAUUUGAUAUUCUGAUACAGUAAUAUUUGAUGAUUUUCCACAAUUCAAAAAUGGAUUUUGCAAGUGAUAUAUUUUCUAAUAAACAUUUUAAUUAUCAAUAGAAAUGAAUACAUAAAUUUAUAAAUGAUUCGUCGAGAUCUUCAGGAUACUAAUAUUGUAAUCCGAUAGCGACAGGGUUCUCUGAAUUUCGUAUAAAGUUACUUAUGGAAAGUCAUCUUUACUACAACCAUUAUCAUGUUUUAUAAAUAAUUAAGCUUUAUUUCUAAAAUUUAUAUAAUUUAAAGCUAGGCGGUAUGUAUGAAUUACGCACUAAAUUUUACACUACUACUACACUAAAUGAAAAAACAAACGGAUAGCAACAAAAUAAUUUAUAUGAUUGAUAAGUACCUAAUAGAUUUAAUUAGAUGUAGGAAUUGUCAAUUGAUAUAGAUAAUAUUAAUUGACUAACAAUUUUAAAAUUGAUAUUUCCAUACUAUACAGCCAUGCAGGUGCACCAUAAAAUUUCUUAACAUUACACUUAAGAUAGAUUUCAUCUUAUUCAAGAAAUUAUGUAAUUAAAAAUAUUUUAGAGUCGCCAAAAAUGAAUAAUUUUUUCAUAAAAGACAGUAUUCUAUGUUAGUUAGAUUCCAUAUUACACAGGUUUUACUGUAUAAAUAAACUUACUUAUAUUUUAACACUUCAAACAAAAGUAUUAAAGUAUAAAAUAUUUUCUAAAACGAUGUUAUAUACAUAUCACAAUUUAUAUGUAAUUUUUGACCUAAUAUACAUACAUAUUAUAUAUAUAUAUAUAUUUGUAUACAUAAUUAUAUUAUUAUAAAUUUAACACAUUAUAAUCAUAAAUGCUUGUAUUAAUAGAGAGGGUAUUAACGCUUCAGAGUUUAAGGCUUAACGUGACAAAUGCACCUUUUAAAGAUGUAUAAUAUUAAAAUGUACUUAUAUGACUUAACAGACUACAUAGGCCAAAGAUACCAAAUAUUAGCGUGCCUAUUAGGUUACAGACAGUAUUACAGUGUUAUAGAACAAUUAUUGUCAUGAAAUUAAUAUGAAUAAAUUAAAAAAUAAAUUUAUAGGUAUACUAUUAUUUAAUAAGCACUUGUUAUUAAUUUUAUUCUAUCAACAUUUUAUUUUUGAUGAAAUUAAUAGGUGUAUUAGAAUGUUGUGAAACGUAUUUCAGUAUUUGAGUUUAUAUUCUUCUAAUUUUGGAGUGCGUAGUAUUAUACCUAUACCUACAAUAUAUUUAAAUUAUAUCCCAAUUAAGUAGAUAAACUGUCUACUAUACGACGUAAUGACAUGAUACAUGAUUAUUUCGUCGAGGAAAUUGACCCAGCACUUAAUGUAUACUAAACCCUACUUACAUAUUAAUUUUGGUCACUUCUACUUUAUUUAAGCAGUUAAACUCGUAUUCCUCUCCAAAAAUGUCCAAUCACUGAUCUAUACACUAAAUCGGGUUAGUGUAUUUAAAUAAUUCGCAUUUAUAUACUAGUAUACAACAGCAUGAAACUCCGAAAAUCAGACGCUGAAAGUUAAAAUAUAGCGACGGUCUUUUCUAAUACUACUAUUAUUGUUAAUAAUAUUAUAUUAUUUUAUAGUAUUGCAUAUCACAUAUCAAUAAAAGAAACCAAAGCUCUGGAAUUACACAUACAUGGUAUGAGAAAAUAUUUUAUACUCAGAUCGAUUUUGAUUGUUGGCUGACAAUAAAUUCGGAUUUAUUUUAGGAAACCCUUUUUAAUCAAAAAUUCAUCAGGAGCAUAUAAUCGAAAACGGAUAGUAAACAUUAUUAUAAAUUGUUAUUACUUGUAUUUACAUUCAUUGUAUUCAAAUUAAAAUAAAUUUAUCAUCACAGAGAUUUAGAAUUCCAAGUUCCAAAGUAUUAAGUAUACAUUUUAUAGAAUUCAUAGUUAUUAAUACUAAAUCAUUUAUGAAAAAUAAUGUACAAGUUAUAUCCACUAUUUUGUUUUUUUUUUUGUUUUUACGGAAAUGCUAUAAAAGUAUAAACUACUUUUAGUUCAGAAUCUCUUUUAAAAUUUGACAAUAAUGGCUUUUACAUUUAAUUUAACAAUAUAUAUUUUUAAUUCAUUUGUCUCAACGAUGAGUAUACUAACUAAACUGUAUGGCUAUUAAGACUCUAGUGCUAAAAACGUGAAUAUUAUUAUUUAUAAUUAUAAUGUAUGUAUUUUUUUUUCAUUUUUUAUCACUUGAAUGGAAAUGCCUAAUUUAUUUUAACAUUGGUCUUCCAUUUGAACAUAAAAUAAAAUUGCUUCUCAAGCUAAAUUCCAAUUCCUGUCCCUAAUAUAUAAAUAUAUCAUUGAAUUAUUUUAGUAAUAAUAAAACAGAUGGCUUAAAUAUUUUUAACUUUAUGAAUAUAUUGUUUAAUUAUAAUCUCACAUGUGCAUUUCAAUUAGCCACUAUUUAAACCUAACAUACUCAUUAGAAACUUUUCACCAUAGAUACCAUUUUCAAAACAAAAUAUUUUCAAUGCAAAACAUUUACUUCAUAUUUAACUGACCAUAAAUAAAAUAUGCAGUAGAUUUUCAAAAACUUGGAGGUCUAUUUACAAUUUGAAAUAUUUUCUUAUAUAAAACAAUUAUAGAUUCUAACAUAAAUGAAUACAAAUCAUAGGCUUAAUUAAUUCACAUAUUUUAUACAUUUUAGUGUUUCAUUAAAACGUAUAAACUUUUCUUGAUAUUCUUAAUAACCAUUUAAAUAGUGCUUUGAAAACUGAUACUUGAAAAAUUGUGGUGAAAAUUCUGACAGACCUUCUCCCAUGUCACCUUUUUUUUAAUCAGUUUAAAUUUAUAAUAAGUUUGAUAAUAUUAAACGUGCUUUAUUAUUUAAAUAAUUUAUAUAUUUUUCUUAUAAAUAUUAAAUUCUAAUUUUUGAACUUCAAAAGAGGUUUAACAUAAUAUAUUUAAAUAAAAUAAUAAAGUAGGUAAAUUGUUUAAGACCUAUUAUUAUGCACAGUCGUACAGAUAAAUAAAUUUACUCGGGUCUAUGUUUCACAAUUUAUUUUAAAUAUCAGAUUAUUAAUCAUCAUUGAAUUUUAAAAAAUAUAUAUAUAUUUAUAGUUACAGUUUUACAGUUUUACGAAAUCAAUCUUCAUAAUAAAAAAUAACGAAUGUAUUUGUUUGUUUGCUUAUUUAUUGCACGAAUGAUGUAUCUAGGGUGGGCUUUUUUUUAUAUAUAUUAUUACAUAUUUUGGACUAAGCAAUAUUUUACAACUAUUUGAAAGAUUUAGGAUUUACUGUUGUUUGAAAUUUUAAAUUACAAAAAACCUAAACUUCUCCAACAAUAUAUUACAUUUUAUUCUAUAAAUACAUUAUAGAAAGCUUAAAAAACUUCUAUGCUGUAAAAGACUAAAAUGGUAAUCUAUAUAAUUUAUUCCAAAAACUGUAUUUAAAAAUCUAAUUACGAUUUUUUCAAUUAAUUUGCGUUGACUUUCAUAAAACAAUAUUUAUUCCUAAAGCUAAUGCAAUUUGAAUAAAAUAAUAUCUUGAAUGUCACAAUCAGAUUCUGAUUAAUUUUAUAAAUGUACUUCAAACAAUAUAAUAUUUAAAUAUCCAACAACUAAAACAAAAUAUAAACCAUUAACUAUCAAAAAUAUUUUCAGUCAUAAAAAUUAAACGUUUAUAAAUUUAAAUGCACACAGAACUCAUAACGCUAGCAUUUAAGUUGGCCAAAUCUUGAUAACGUUCACAGUAUUAAUAAGUAGGUAACGUAAGUAUAGGUACAAUUCAAAAUAACUGACGCAAAAACUACAUAUGACCUGUAAGUAUUCGUUUGGUCCGUAUAAUAAUAAUUAUGACUUUUUUUUUUAUAGAAUAAAAUUAUUUUUAAAUCACUUAUAAUAAAUCUUGUUUUAAAAUAAAUUUAACUAUAUAACUACAAAAAUAAAGGGCCUCCAUUAAAUAUUACAUAGUAUAUUAAGUAACGUGAAUGACAUUUAUUCUAAUACAUAAAAAAACUUAUUAUAAUAAUUUUUUCGAAUUUUCAAACAAGUGAAAAAGUAGUAAAUGUAUUAUGUAAUAGGCUGUGUAAUCGAAUCGUUUAGUUACCAAUUUAUCAUUAUAAUAUAACACAUUUUUAUUAUUCACUCAACACAAUAUAAAAUAUUUAUUUUUUUUAAUACGAUUAUAACGAUCACGGUACACACAUUUUAUCAUGCAUGACGUUAUACACGAUUGAUUUGAAUUAUUUAAAUUGUAAAGAAACGGUUUGUUAUAAUACCAAUGUUUAAGCCAUAUAGGUAAGUUGAAUGUAAGAAUAUCAUUCUGCGACCGUUGACUAUUAUAGAUAUCAACAACCUACGUAUCUAAAAACUACUUUUAACAAACGGGUUCUAAGAUAGGUAAAGUUCAAUAAUAUUCAAUAUGAUCAUUUUUCUUAGUAGGUAAAUCAGAUUAAUAAUUUCAAUAAUAUCAAACAUAUUUUCGGAAAGGUCGGUGAGACUUAAUCAAAAAACUAUUAAUAUUCCACAUAAAAUAUAUAUGUAGGUAUGUACAUCUACAAAAAUUAAACAUUUUAAGGAAAAUAAUAGUAUUCUAUAAUAAUUGUACCUACAGUAAUAUUUCAAUAUUUUAUGUAAUUCAAUUGAUAACUAGAUGGGGGAAGCAAAAUAAUAUUAAAAUGUAUGACUUUAUUUUUAUAUUAUAAUUAUUAAUAUCAAUGGCUUAAAUUAAAUAGAACUUUUUUUUAUUAUUAUUAUCUUAUCGAAAUAAAUACUAUAUUACUUGUUAUAAUGAACUGAAAAUCUGACUGAAUUUAUUGAGAUUUACAUGUAGUGUCGAUUUAUACUUGAAAGUUCAAAUUUCCGUAUCUAUUGGUUUAAUAGAAUGAUAAUUAUUAGGUAAAUUAUUAUUAUACAAAUUACGUUUACUGUGACAACAAAAAUUGAUAGUAAUAUAUUAGUUAUGAAUGUACCUAAUGAAAGCUUACCAUUAUUAUUAUUUUUUUUAAAUAAUUUAAACGGCAUUCACUGUAUGAGUACACUUAUUCAAAAGAUCACCAUGCUCCACGUGUGACUUACAAAUUGUACAACAUAUCAAAUCUGAGUUCAGUAGUUCUAGUUUUGAGUAGUACAUAAGCUUUAAUAGAGUGAAUAGACCUACUAUUAAACUUAAAAGUAAGAACAUUAUUUGUGCUUACUUAAAAGUUUUUACUGUAUGUAUUUUAGUUUUUAGUAAGUAAAUUAUUAGUAGGAAUAUAAAAUAUUAUUACAGUUUAAAUUUUUAUAAUUCGUUUAAAAGUUAAAAUAUCAUAAAAACCAAAUAAAAUAACAAAAAACUUAGAUAAAGUUCAUAACUUUAAGUUUAAUAAUACACCAUUUCAUUCUAAUAUUAAAAUUCAUUACACAAAAUUGGAACUUAUCACAAAUUUGCUAUAUUGUACUUUUGUAAGACUGAAGAAACAAAUAGUAGCAAUAGUAAAUAUUAUGUAUCAUCGAGACUUCGAAAUUGUUUACAUAGGUACACAAUCUCAUUGAACUUACAUGAUAAUAAUCAAUAGACGUCAUUCGCAAUUAAACUACUUGUAAGAACGAAGAUCAGGUAACAGAUAAUAAUAUACAUACUUAAUGAACUUCAUUCCGUCGUGGUAUAAGGUAAGUGAGAGUACUCGUAGGACUUCAAAUGUUAUAAUACCUAGGUAUAAGUUAUAUAGCUUUACUGUGUAAAAAUAUAUUUAAAAAUACAGGUACAGGAGAAGAUUUCUGCUAUUGACAGAAUUAAGUAAAUUUGAGUUAGGUGAUUUCAAAUUUUCACUAUUUUUAAUCAAAGGAUUUUUUUUAUAUUUAUUUAAUAACUUAUUUUUGUGAAUUUGUGAUUUAUUGAUCUCGAGCAGAAUAUAUUUUUUGAAAAUGUCUGUGUACAAAAUAUCGUUUCUGAACCAAUAUACUUAGUAUUUCAUUUACAAUUAUUGGAAAUUAAUAUUAGAUAUAUAAAAAAGUAGUUUAUAUUAUAUGAGCGAAGAAGUGUACAAAUAUUUAUAGUGGUCUUGCUACACCAUCCCACUUCACUCAUAAAAGUAUUAAAUGUUUAAAAAUAAUUAAUUACUGGUUCAAUAUUCAAUAUUUACACAACAUUUUCAGAUAAUUUCCUUUAAAAUAUAUAUCCAUAAAAAAAAAAAAUGAUUGUUAUUAAAAUUUACUACGAUUGGUAAACGCUGUACACUGUUGUAAAAAAAUAACAGAAAUGUCAGAAAUAGAAUGUGAUGAAAGAGAUGACAGAAAACGAACAAAUCUACCAACUUAACGUUUUUGUAAAUAAUCGCUGGUUCACAAAAGUUAUCUUUAUAUAUAAUAUAUAUUUAUAUUAUUCAAAAUAACAAUAUGCUACAAAAAUAUAAAAAUUUAACUAAGACUUAGUAUUACGGAGUGUGUACCUUUUUAAAUAAAACAACAAAUAAAUUGUCUAGAAUAAAAGUACCUACUGUAGAUUUAUACGAUUGUUUCCCCCAUCUGAUCGUCAAUUAUUACAAGUAUAUUAUACUUUGAAUGUUAUUAAAUAUGAACAAACGGUCUUAACCCAUUUACAAAAUGUGAUUUAAACGUCCUAAAUAGAAUUUUUGACUAAUUUUAUUAUUCUUAUUGUUAUAAAACUGAAAAGUUUUAUGUGUUUUUUAAUAUUAAAAAGUAUCAUUAUAUUUAUUAUUAACAGUAAAAUUUAAGUAAUAUUAUUUUGUUUAAUUAUUUUUAAUAUUGUGAUAUAUACGCCAAAGCAUUAUUACUAUACAUUAUACAAUAUAUAUUAUGCAUAUAAUAUUGUUUGUUAAACCUAUAUAAUAUUCUACCAUGGUUAGAGGCGAAUUUAUAUUACUAUAGAUAUUUAUUAUUGUUUUAAAAUAAUUCUUUCUAUAUGUUUAGUAGUUAGGUACUAUACUAUAUUAUAGCCAAUAAGAUAAUGCUCCCUACUCUGUUGUAUAAAAUUUUCCUAAGUGCACAGACAUUAGUAUAUAAUAAUCUUAUUUUAUAUUAUUAUAAUGUAAAGAUAUUAAUAUAUUUAUUUAUCAUUAUGUACCUAAAUAAUGGAUACCUAAUACCUAGCUAUAUCAUGUAUGUGCAUUAGAUAUCAUGAUACAGCUUGUUAUAUUUUUACUUGUAAUUGCUUCAGCUAUUAUAGUUUUAAUAAAUUGUAACAUUAUACAUACGAGUAUAAUAGACGUAUAUUAUCAUAUAAAGUGUUAUACAGCACUAGUUUAUAGUGAAUUCGCCAAUAACCAUGAGCAACUUAAUACAUAUCAAGGCCCUCGUAAACAUAUCAAUAAUGGAAUUUAAAUUGUUUUUGUUCUUUGACAUAACUUAAUUACCUAUAAUAUUGAUACUGAUAAAUAUUAUAAAUCGUAUCAUUAUAUUUAAAGUAUUUAUUAGGUAUUUAUGUAUUAUUGUAUGUACUAAAUAAAAUAAAAAAUGAUAAUAAAUAUUCAAACUAUUAA
Molecule: messenger RNA, 11808 nt
Organism: Aphis gossypii (cotton aphid)
Lineage: Eukaryota; Metazoa; Arthropoda; Insecta; Hemiptera; Aphididae
Gene: jeb
Exons: 4
Coding region: 688-1509 (273 amino acids)
Biological process (GO): positive regulation of MAPK cascade
Cellular component (GO): terminal bouton
Molecular function (GO): transmembrane receptor protein tyrosine kinase activator activity; protein binding
Source: RefSeq, a predicted model, not a curated record